Molecule: messenger RNA, 1807 nt
Organism: Vanessa atalanta (red admiral)
Lineage: Eukaryota; Metazoa; Arthropoda; Insecta; Lepidoptera; Nymphalidae
Product: zinc finger protein 99-like
Exons: 8
Coding region: 81-1763 (560 amino acids)
Biological process (GO): regulation of transcription by RNA polymerase II
Cellular component (GO): nucleus
Molecular function (GO): zinc ion binding; DNA-binding transcription factor activity, RNA polymerase II-specific; RNA polymerase II transcription regulatory region sequence-specific DNA binding
Source: RefSeq, a predicted model, not a curated record
ACUGCGAAUGAUAAAAGUUUGUUUACAUACAUACAUUAAUAAUAUUGAAAUUUAAAAUAUUUAUGUAAAAAAAUAAAAAAAUGUCGAUAUUAUUUGAUCACAAACCAUCAAUUUGUGCUGACUCAUGUCGUAUAUGCUUGGAUAAUGACUCAAUUGGAGGUAUAGAUCUUACUAAAGAUCAAAAAAUACUACAGUGGUUUGAAUAUUGUGUUGGUAUAUCUAUUAACAUCCAAUGUCCACCAAAAAGGUUAUGUUUUAAGUGCGCAGAUAAUAUAAACAAUUAUGUAAAAUUUAAACAAAAAUGUCUGGAAUCCGAAGAACAUUGGAAAUCAUUGAAUGAAGAUGUUCAGAAAUACAAUGUAGUUGUAAAAGAAGAAGUUAUAAAAUGCGAGAAUUCAGAAAAUAUAUUUCACGAAGAAAAACAUUUUAAUGGACAAUUUGAGCAUGACAACAAAAAUACUAAACAUGAUAUAAAUGGUAUAAAUAUUAUAACUAACAUGAAUAAUGCUAAGACUCUAGUUGAAAAUGAUAAUAAUAAUGACCAAAGAACAAAUGUUGAAAAUUAUAUAAAUGAUGAAAAAGGAAAUUUAGAAUUGAAUGAAAACUUAUUUCACAUAGACAGUAAUGAUAUUUUGAACAAAAUACCAAAAAGAUACCAAUGUGAGAAAUGUAAGAAGGAAUACAGGAAUCACAAAUGGCUAGUGACACAUAUGAUGAAUCUAUGUUAUAAAAAAGAUAUCAAAAGUAUAAGUAUAGAAGUCGAUAAAAAUAAAGCAACAAAAUUAGAAGAUUCUAAAACUAAAACGAAACAAAUAUCAUUGACCACGUGUGGUUUAUGCAAUACGCCCUUUACCUGUGACAUCGCGAAACACAUGGAUGAUCAUUGGUCAAACAAUGAUUUACAAUGUCAAUUGUGCAAUUAUUGUGGCCGAGAUUUUGCAGAUAUGAUAACACAUAGUUUUGAACACUCACCCAAAAUGAAAUUAUUCUGUCAUGCUUGUAAAAAGAAGAAGGCUUCGGUUCCAUCCCUUCAGUUUCAUUUCAGAUCGGUACAUUUACAAAAAGCGGGUGGUCUUUGUUCUAUAUGCAAUAAAACUUUUAGAAAAUUCAAUACUUGGAGGAAACACGAACGACUACACAACGAAAAUAGUUUGUUUAUUUGCGACCACUGCGGAAGGAAAUUUUUAUACAAAAAUGAAAUCAAAUCACAUCUAAUUUACCACACGGAUGUGAGGCUAUUCGUUUGCGAAACAUGUGGGAAAGGUUUCAGGAGAAUGUCCGGUUUAAAGGACCAUAUAAAGAAUUUACAUACCGUAAUUCAUCCAGUGAAAUGUAACCAUUGCGAUAAAACUUACAAAAGUCAGACGAAGUUAGAUCUUCAUUUAAGGAAUCUCGCAAAAGACAAACCAUUCACAUGUGAAGUGUGCUCCAAGACUUUUGUAUCGCAGAAAGUAUUAAAAAAACAUAUGUUCUGGCACACCGGCGAGAGGCCUCAUACUUGUGAAGUUUGCGGGUCGAGAUAUAAAGCCAAAGGGCAGUUGAAUCUACACAUGCGAAGCCACACGGGUUUUAUGCCCCAUAAAUGUGUUGAUUGUGGCAAAGGUUUUCCAACGUCGACGCAGUUGAGGAGACACCGCAGCGUUCACACGGGUGUCCGAGCGUAUAAAUGUGUGCACUGCGAACGAUCUUUUCAUCAAAAGAAGACUUUGUUGGAACACGCAACGCAACACAAAAGCACUCACGGUGCAGAACCGGAAAACUAGAUGCGUGUUCAUAUUUUUAAAUGUCAGUUUUUGUAUGAAUAUUG